GCAAACACAUGUGACACAUUGCUUACCUCCCACUGCGACGGUUUGAAUGUAUACCAUUUAAACCUGUUCAUACACCCUCUGAUAAAGCAUUCACUCUCGAGCUCCUGAGCUGAUAACCAGUAAAGUGGCAAAGGAUAGCAAAGGAUCAACAGAAUGAAGGCCCUAGCAUGUCUCCGCCGACAUGCGUUGCUAUUAGCAACACUCGUCUCUGUGGUUCUGGGAUUUACGAUCGGACUACUAUGCCGUCAGCUGAAUCCUUCCCCAGACGUCGUCAUCCUCAUCUCAUUUCCUGGGGAGAUGUUUCUGCGGAUGUUGAAGAUGAUGAUUUUGCCUCUGGUAGUUUCCAGCAUCAUAACUGGUCUUGCUAACCUUAACAGCAAGUCAGCCGGGAAGAUUGGUUUGUAUACCAUUGUCUACUACAUCGGUACUACAGUAUUGGCAACAAUCAUUGGCCUCAUCCUCGUUCUCACCAUUAGACCAGGUCACUUUUACAACAACAAUGUCGUGGAUGUCAGGUCAUCAGGAGGUGCCCCUUCAGCUUCAGCUAGAGACGUGUUCCUGGAUUUAGUCAGGAACGUUUUCCCUGAAAAUGUUGUUCAGGCAAGCUUUCAGACAAGUGGUACUGUUUAUGUACAGAAGCAUACAGGAGUAUCUCUACAAGAUAAUUCUACAGCUACACAUAAUUCAAGUUUGAAUGAGACAUCAUCAAUUCAAACAAGUGAAGGCAUAUGGGCUCCAAAGUCUGUCUACAGAUCAGGAAUGAACACGAUAGGAAUAAUAUGCUACUUCGUGUUCUUUGGUGUAAUCCUGGGUCGCCUUGGGAAAAAGGGAAAAGUGGUGCUGCGUUUCUUCACUGUUGUUAAUGACAUUACCAUUAGGAUGGUACUAAUACUUUUGUGGUAUUCUCCAAUCGGGAUUAUGUUCCUGAUUAUGGGGAAUAUACUUUCAGUCAAGAACCUCACUGCCACUGCCAAGCAGCUUGCCAUCUACAUAGUAACAACUUUGACUGGUCUUGGAAUCCACGUCCUAAUAGUCCUUCCACUGCUGCAGCUUGCUUUGACGAGGAAGAAUCCUUACAAAAUCGUCAAAGGAAUACCACAGGCCGUUUUAACGGUUCUUGCAACUGCUUCUAGCUCUGCAACCUUACCUAUUACUAUUCGAUGUUGCGAAGAGAACUUGAAGAUUAACACUGCCAUCACUCGUUUUGUGCUGCCGAUAGGGGCAACCAUCAACAUGGACGGUACCGCCAUCUUCCAAGUCAUCUCUGCCGUGUAUAUUGCCCAGAUACGUAGAAUACCUCUACACUUCAUCGAAAUCAUUGUAUUAAGUUUAUGCACAGUGUUGGGCAGUGUGGGUGUGGCUGGAGUGCCCAACUCGGCUAUAAUGGUAUUGAUGGUGAUCCUGUCAUCUGUAGGUCUUCCUGUAGAAGACAUCUCCAUCUUGCUGGCAGUCGACUGGUUCCUGGCUCGAAUGCAGGGUAUGGUGAAUAUAACGGGUGACUGUUUUGCAGCUUCUAUGCUAGAUCACUUCUUCCCAUACACCCCCGUUGGUCAAACAGACGUCGAUGAUUCCAUGCCCUCUGAAGACGAAGAGGAAACCGUGAAAGCGGAUACAGACGUAUAAGAUGGGCAACUCCGAGAUCAAGUAGUUUGUAUAAAAUAAAAGUUUAAAAUACUGUGCAUUACACUUGUAAAUAUAGGCCUAAGAGCAGAACAUAUAGAUUUCAUAGGCAUGUAAUGCCAGACGUUCGAAUUGCGUUCGGAUGAUCAAUGAGCGCUCUGUCACCUAAAUAAUGUAUAGUGUGAUUAUUAUCAUUAUUUUCCAAAUGUUGAGAAGCAUUGAUGUAUCACCUAGACUUGUGUUGAUGAGAGCAGUGAAGUGGGUCAAAAACAUUUCACUACAUUGGGACUAACUAUUAAUAAGAUUAAACGGAUUUAAAAUAGCCAAGAGAAAGAUAUUUUGAAGUAUAUGAAGUGUCACAUUUUUAAUAACAUUAAAAACUUGUCGUUGUACUACUUCGUUGUGCAGCUACAUUCAUAGCUGUGAUUAAUAGUUUGUCGGAACUCUAUUUUUCUGGUUGUAUCGUGUUUUCAUUAAAAACAGGAUAAGAGUUCAUUAGAAAUUCAGAAACCAAUCAGAAACGUGUUCCCACGGUGCCAUUGGGAGAAGUCCAUCAACCUCAGUACAGGAAAUGGCGUUGUGUGUUCACAUGUACUUCCACACCUGCGUAAACACCUUAAGAUCUUAAGAGUGCUACACAGCAUGUACCGUGACGUCAACAUAAAUGACAUUGUUGGGAGCUGCCAAAAGUAACACACAUACCGUGAGCUUAUGACUGUUUGGGUUAUUCUCACAUUUUCAAAGAAUCUACUGCUGGUUUGAUUGUGUGGCUAUAUUGGCUAUGGCAGCAUCAUAGCUGGUUGAGGGAGGAAAUUGCGUUAUGACGUAUAAAACUCAUUCACAAUA
Molecule: messenger RNA, 2466 nt
Organism: Haliotis rufescens (red abalone)
Lineage: Eukaryota; Metazoa; Mollusca; Gastropoda; Lepetellida; Haliotidae
Product: excitatory amino acid transporter-like
Exons: 9
Coding region: 154-1623 (489 amino acids)
Biological process (GO): L-glutamate transmembrane transport
Cellular component (GO): plasma membrane
Molecular function (GO): L-glutamate transmembrane transporter activity; glutamate:sodium symporter activity; neutral L-amino acid transmembrane transporter activity
Source: RefSeq, a predicted model, not a curated record